Ogataea angusta is the source of this 1083-nucleotide messenger RNA. RefSeq lists its product as uncharacterized. The coding region runs from base 1 to 1083 and encodes 360 amino acids. The record is from RefSeq and is a predicted model, not a curated record. Gene Ontology annotation, cellular component: endoplasmic reticulum lumen. The transcript has a single exon. Gene Ontology annotation, biological process: endoplasmic reticulum unfolded protein response; retrograde protein transport, ER to cytosol. Lineage: Eukaryota; Fungi; Ascomycota; Pichiomycetes; Pichiales; Pichiaceae.
AUGGCAUCAAAUCUGACUGAACCAUCUGGUGUGAAUUCGAGUGUUAAAUUCAAACACUUUGAUCAGCUUUAUAACUGCCACUUUGUGGGGAAUGUCGAUCAAAGAGACCUCUCCACGAGCGAGAGCAGUUAUCAGUCAGAUCUUGAGAGUACUGUGGCCAUUCUGUGGUCGUUAGGAGAGACUUAUUCAAAACAGAACAAGAUGAAAUGUCUCUAUCAGUCAUCAAGUGAUUAUUGGAAAUACUGCUUUUGUCUAGAUGGCAAUAUUACACAAUUUAGAGGGUUCAAUAAACUCUUCGGAGUCUCCACUGAUACAUCCUUGAUAGACCCAGACAAACCCUUCUUUACUCUGGGAAGCUUUGAGAACGCCAAUAAAAAGGAUUAUACAAAUUUCAAUUUAGUGUCAAAUUAUGAUGGUCCAGUCUAUCUUGAACAAACUAUUGGCGGAGGAGACAUUUGUGAUAAGACAGGCAAACAACGGCUCUCUACAAUCCGAUAUCGUUGCGAUGAGACUUACCCAGGAGCAAAACUGCUCUCGGUGAGAGAAAUUAAAACUUGUCGCUACGAGGUUCAAGUUUAUCUUCCCGAAAUCUGUAGUUCUCCUUUGUUCAAGAGCCGACCUUCGAAACAGGAGCAGGUUUUCUGCGAUAUUGAAUAUACUGCUGCGUCGUUAAAGCCAGAAUUACUGGAUAUCAAAUCUGUCAACCUUAUUCCUCUUGGGUAUAGCGUUUAUCUGGGAAUAGACGAAGCAAAUCGCGACCGACCUAAUAUUUUGAUUACCAACAAACGAAUUCCCGAUAUCAAUAGCUCGGAAAUAGUUCAUGAGUUACUUGGCGACGCAGCAAAGGCGUUUGCAAACUUGAUAUCAAAAUCCUUGAUAUUCCAUCCUCACCAAAUAGAGCCAGGAAGAUAUGUAUCUGGCAAAGAUUCUUUUACUUACACCACGUCGAUAUUUGGCGUAGGUGGAAUACACCUAUUCGAUAUGAUGAUAUUACAGGAUGAAAAUGGCAAGGUUGUCGCUCAGCUGAUUUCUGAUGGCUCACCACCAAGAAACUUCAUCGAAUUAAACGGUGCUGAAGUCUAA